AUGAGAGUUGUUGUUUUAUUAUUAGCAUUUACACUAUCUUUUGCAAUAAUUUGCAAUUGUGUUAGCUCUCAAGAUGCCACAUUGGUGCCUGCUUUGAUCACUUUUGGAGACUCAGUUGUCGAUGUGGGAAAUAACGACUACAUACACACCAUUUUCAAGGCUAAUUAUCCUCCUUAUGGUAGGGAUUUCAAGAACCAAGAAGCUACUGGAAGGUUCUGUAAUGGAAAAUUGGCCACCGACAUUACAGCCGAGACCCUCGGAUUUACGAGUUACCCGCCGGCUUACCUGAGCCCACAGGCAUCCGGCAAAAACCUUCUCGUAGGCGCCAACUUUGCCUCCGCUGGUGCGGGAUAUGACGACCACACAUCCCUUCUAAGCCACGUAAUUCCACUGUCACAACAGCUGCAGCACUACAAAGAGUACCAAACAAAACUAACAAAAGUCGCAGGGCAGUCAAAAUCGGCAUCCAUCAUAAAAGACGCUUUAUACAUAGUAUCUGCUGGCAGUAGCGACUUUAUACAAAAUUACUAUAUUAACCCUUUCCUCAACAAGGCCUACACUCCCGACCAGUAUUCAUCCUACCUCGUUGGCAUCUUUACCUCCUUCAUCAAGGACCUUUACGGGCUAGGGGCGAGGCGGAUAGGGGUGACCUCACUGCCGCCACUGGGUUGCCUACCGGCGGCUCGAACCAUAUUCGGGUUCCACGAGAGCGGUUGCGUGUCGCGUAUCAACACUGACGCCCAAGGGUUCAACAAGCGGCUCAAUGCCGCCACGUCGCAGCUCCAGAAGCAGCUCCCGAGCCUCAAGAUCGUUGUCUUCGACGUCUUCAAGCCCCUCUACGACAUUGUUGCCGACCCCAAGAAAAACGGGUUUACGGAGGCGACAAAAGGGUGCUGCGGGACGGGAACGAUUGAGACGACGUCACUUUUGUGCAACCCGAAGUCGAUUGGGACGUGCCCGAACGCGACGCAAUACGUGUUUUGGGACAGCGUUCACCCGUCUGAGGCAGCCAAUCAGAUUCUCGCAGACAGCUUGAUCCUCCAAGGCAUCGGCCUCAUUUCGUGA
Messenger RNA from Striga hermonthica, 1065 nucleotides. The record is from the annotation of a GenBank genome assembly. NCBI's taxonomy places the organism in Eukaryota, Viridiplantae, Streptophyta, Magnoliopsida, Lamiales, Orobanchaceae.